ACCGGCCAAGGCAGGAGCAAGCCGGAUGCACCGGCAGAACCUGGUCUUUCACUGAGAACAGCUUGGCCCCAGAGGAAAACGGGACUUUUGUCUCUACUCUCCACUUACCUCUGGUCUUAGCUCCUGGCCUCUCUAGCACACUCUCUGUCCCCUGGAUUUCUGCUUUUUUUUUUUUCCUUCUGUUCUACCAGUGGCCUGCAGUUUCCAGGGUUGCUUGGUCUUCAUUUCUGUUCACUAAAGAGUUUCUCCUUGCUUGAUGCUGUUACUUGCUCUGUCUUCUUUCUGUAAGUUCAGAAGGGAAAAACUGUCCUGUAGGUAUUGGAGAAGCUGAGCAAAACCCACUUGGAAAUAAACAGGAGGAGGUCAGGGCAGGGGCUUUUCCAUUAGCAUAUUAGACAUGAGCUACUUUUGGAAAGCAGAAUACCCUGAUUCCCUUGCUGCAGACUCCCAGCAGAAAAGCUGAGGGCAGCCUGGGUCACCCGAGGGAGAGAGCAAUGGCAAAAGGAGAAUCCGUUCUUGGAGGAAAAGCUCAGGGCUCCAGCCGCUGUGAAUAUGAUACGGGGUGAAGUGGUGGGAGCUUCAGAAGUCUCAUUAGGCUCUGUUGGAAAUCUGGUGGUGGUUCUUCCCAUCUAUGCAAACUCCUCCUGCAGGUGAGACGGCUUUUCCAGGUCAGCGCCAGAGAUGCAUUAGUGGGAAUAUUUACUUGGAAAUUCAAUCCCAGCUCAUGCUUGCCUCUAAUUGACUGAAGAGCUUCUUUGAAGUAAAGGAAUCAGCUUAGUGUCUGAAAGGGCAUGUGACUGCAGGGAAAGGGAGCUCCAGGUAAGGAGUCUCUUUAUUUCCCACCUGCUGGAGGUGAUUCGGUGAUUGCCCACUCUUACUGCAGUCUGGGCAAAUCCCAGUUAGCAUUCAACUUUACUCCACGCGGCUGGAUCAGCAGAUGCUCUCUCACUUCCUCGAUUUGUGGAAGACGUAGGGCGAGCCCGUCUCCCUUUGUGUCCCGGGCGUGCCUGAGAGCACCUUGGAGUCUCCGCUUGAGCUGAGCUCGCCUGUUAGCCAGUUCAGCAGCUCCCUGAAUCUCUUGGUCCAGGUGCAGCAGCUCUGCCAGCGUCCCCAGGGCACAAUGUUCAGCCCAGCAUACGUGGUGCCUCUGCUGCCGGAAGCGGCUUGUUUUUGUGGUCCUGCUUUCCCACCUCGGCUCCCGUCUGCUCCUGUCUGCAGCCUCUUCUUCCCAGCUCCUUUCCUCAGCAACCAGCUCUUCCAGCCUCACAGCCCUCCAGAGCCCUGCAAGCGAGCGCUGCUGCCGGCAGGCCGAGACACAGGUUUGGGAUUGGUGAGGGCAUUCUCAGAGGAAGUUCGUCCGCUGAAGCAGAGACGAGCUCGAGCCAACUACAGCAGCUGGCAGCUGGAGGAGUUGGAAUCGGCCUUUGAGACUACGCAGUACCCAGACAUCUUCAUGCGCGAGGCCUUAGCCCUCCGGCUGGACCUGAUGGAGGCCAGGGUGCAGGUUUGGUUUCAGAACCGUAGAGCAAAGAUGAGGAGGCAACUAAAGCUGCGGGGCCAAGCUCUGGACCAAACCCUUGCUGGGAGCACUUCUUCCUCGGGAGAUGAGAAGCCCCAAGACACUUUUGAAACUGAAGAUUUAAGUGAUAACUGUGGAUUCAGAAAAACUGGGGCAGAUCACCAGCCAAAUGCUGAUCCUGAAGUACAGGCUCCCCCUCGGCCUCCUGUAUGCAGGUCAGCUAUGGAGGUGGUGGGCCCAGGGUCAGAGGAAGCCAUCAGCUUUGGGGCCAAGGUUGGAGAGGACAAAGCUGAAAUCUCCCCACCUGCAGUCCAGAACCGGUCUGAUUCAGCAUGAGAUUUGCCCACAAAAGUCCUCACCUCUCACGUUUCCUUGAUCAUCGCUACUACACCGUCACUCCAUCUAAAGAUAGUUCCUUAGUCUUUUCCUUCUCCCCCCAGCCCCAACCACAUCCUCUCCACCUGCUAGGCCUGGACCUCUGCUCUUGGACAGAGAUUGGAGUCAUUUUUUCAGGUCUCUGUAGAUGAGAUGUGGAGCAAAAGAGACAGUAGUGGGGGUGGCUGCCAUCUCUGCCCAUGCUUGGCCCUUUCCCCUCAGGUAGAAGAUCCUGAACCCCUUUUCUUUCUCUGCUGGCACUUGCAUUACUGAUCCCAGCACAGACCCAUCCCUCUCCCUUCAGGUCUUUCUCAGGACAAGAAUUAGCAAGGGACAUUGCUCCUCCAUUCAGUAUCAUGGGCAUUCCUACAGAUCACCCUAUUUUUUAUAUCGAUGAUCAAACUAGCCUGUGUCAGGUACUGAUCUGGGGCCUUCUGGAAUGGGAGGCCUAGCGUGUAAUGAGACAAGGUUCUUUGGGUAAAUCUGAUAUCUUUUAUUAGACCAACUCA
Messenger RNA from Gavialis gangeticus (Gharial), 2403 nucleotides. RefSeq names its product retina and anterior neural fold homeobox protein 2-like. The record is from RefSeq and is a predicted model, not a curated record. Lineage: Eukaryota; Metazoa; Chordata; Crocodylia; Gavialidae. The transcript has 4 exons. The coding region runs from base 1121 to 1855 and encodes 244 amino acids. Gene Ontology annotation, biological process: regulation of transcription by RNA polymerase II. Gene Ontology annotation, molecular function: RNA polymerase II transcription regulatory region sequence-specific DNA binding; DNA-binding transcription factor activity, RNA polymerase II-specific.